Limanda limanda (common dab) is the source of this 3888-nucleotide messenger RNA. Its product is annotated as integrin alpha-5-like. Gene Ontology annotation, biological process: integrin-mediated signaling pathway; cell-matrix adhesion; angiogenesis. Gene Ontology annotation, cellular component: integrin complex; external side of plasma membrane. The coding region runs from base 1 to 3165 and encodes 1054 amino acids. The record is from RefSeq and is a predicted model, not a curated record. Gene Ontology annotation, molecular function: integrin binding. The transcript has 30 exons. Lineage: Eukaryota; Metazoa; Chordata; Actinopteri; Pleuronectiformes; Pleuronectidae.
AUGUGCACCGCUGCUGGACCUUCAGCUUCCCGGGCAUGGGGGAAAAGUAGUCCCUGCGCCGCGCUGCUCCUAGCGGCGGCGGCGGCGGCUCUCCUGGUGCAGCUGUGCGACGCGUUCAACCUGGACACGGACAAGCGCGUCGUCUUCACCGGACCACCGCGCAGCUACUUCGGCUAUUCAGUGGAGUUCUAUGGUGACUCGUCCAGUACCAGUAUUUUGAUAGGUGCUCCGAAAGCCAACACCAGUCAGCCCAACGUCACCGAAGGUGGAGCUGUGUACUCGUGCCCCUGGAGCCAAACUAACUGCAGCAUUAUCAACUUUGACAAGCAAGGUGAUCGAUAUUUUUAUGUUAAUGACGUGAACACUCAGGUUGAGUUCAAGUCCCAUCAGUGGUUUGGAGCUACUGUGCGUUCCCAUGGCAACAACAUCCUGGCUUGUGCUCCCAGAUAUUACUGGAGGACUGAACACGACACACCCUUUGCCGAUGUUACAGGAACCUGCUACCUCUCUGUAGACGGCCUUAAAACUUUUGUGGAAUACGCCCCCUGCAGAACAGAAAGGCAUGGACCUGCUGGACAGGGGUAUUGUCAGGGUGGAUUCAGCGCUGACUUCACUAAGGAUGGAAGGGUUGUGCUUGGAGGACCAGGCAGCUUUUAUUGGCAAGGUCAGCUGAUCUCAGCCACCACAGACGAGAUUGUUAAGGCCUACUACCCCUCUUAUUUUCUGCUGUCAGUUGACGGGCAGAUUCAGACCAAGCAGGUGCAGGGAAGCUAUGAUGACAGUUAUCUUGGUUACUCUGUGGCUGGUGGAGAGUUCAGUGGGGAUGAUGAGGAAGAUUUUGUUACAGGGGUUCCAAAAGGACUCAUGCUGUAUGGUUUAGUGUCCAUAUUAAAUGGAAGCAAUCUGAAGUCUAUGCUCAACUUGACAGGGGAGCAGAUGGGGUCCUACUUUGGCUACGCAGUGGCAGCCACCGACAUCAACAACGACGGUCUUGAUGACCUGGUGGUUGGAGCUCCUAUGUUCAUGCGGCGAGGGACCAAUGGGCGCCUUGAGGAGCUGGGCAAGGUGUAUGUGUACAUUCAGAAGGGCCCUUUGCUGCUGGAGCCGAGCCAGUCCAACCUCAUCGGCUCCCAGGCCUUCAGCCGGUUUGGCAGCUCCCUGGCUCCACUGGGGGAUCUCAACCAAGAUGGAUUCAAUGACAUGGCCAUUGGCUCUCCCUACGGAGGAGACGACCAGCAGGGAUUGGUCCUCAUUUAUAACGGUCAUGCUGGCGGAUUGAUGGACACGCCUACUCAGACUCUCUCUGGCCAAUGGGCUUCCAGCUCUUUUCCAGCCAGUUUUGGCUUUUCUUUGCGCGGCAACAGAGACCUGGAUCAAAAUGGCUACCCAGAUCUGAUUGUUGGUGCUUUUGGGGCAGAUAAAGCAGUGCUUUACAGGGCUCGACCAAUAGUGAGCGCCACCGCCUCUCUCACUGUGCAGCCGACCAUGUUCAACCAGGAGGAGAAGACUUGUCGGCUGAUCAAUGAAACCACUGAUGUGUCUUGUGUCAGCAUCACGUUCUGCCUGCUGGCUAAAGGGAAGCACCUCCCCUCUCAUCUAGGCUUUGUGGUGGAGGUUCAGUUGGACAGUGUGAAAAAAACCCAGAAGGAAUCCACGAGGAGGACUCUGUUCCUGGACAGUCAGCAGCCCAGUCUGGUGAAGACCCUCAGCCUCACCAAUGGAGAACCCUCCUGCCAUGACUCCAUGAUCUAUCUUAGGGGUGAAGAGGAGUUUCGGGAUAAACUCUCUCCCAUUCAUAUCAGUCUCAACUUCAGUCUGGAUCCUCAAGCUACAGUGGCUGAGCAUGGCCUCAGACCAAUCCUGGAUUAUCAGACAGUACAGCUCAUAGAGCAGAAGGCCCAGAUUCAACUAGACUGCGGAGAGGACAACAUCUGUGUGCCCGACCUCAAACUGGCUGUAAUUGGUGACAGAACAGAGGUUUACCUGGGCGAUGAGAACUCCAUGAGUCUGAUCUUCAAUGCCAGGAACGAGGGAGAGGGAGGGGCGUACGAGGCGGAGCUGUAUGUGGUACUCCCCCAAGAGGCCGACUACAGCGGGAUAGCACGCAACAAUGUGAGCUUGACUCAGCUGACGUGCAGCUAUGAGGCCGAGAAUCAGACCCGAUAUCUCCUCUGUGAUCUGGGAAACCCUAUGAAGCCUGGUAGCAGUAUCUGGGCCGGCCUUCGGUUUACUGUGCCCAGACUGAAGGAUACUAACACUCCAGUUCAGUUUGAGCUUCAAAUACGUAGUAAAAAUGUAAAUAACUCUGAGAGUGACGUGGUGCUGUACGAUCUGGAGGUGGCCGCGGUGGCCGACGUCAUCCUGCAGGGUGUUUCUCGGCCAGACAAAGUCAUCUUUCCACCUCCCAACUGGAAUAUUCGUCUGACUCUGAGGGAGGAGCAGGACAUCGGCCCUGAGCUUCAGCAGGUCUAUGAGCUGGUGAAUAAUGGUCCCAGUGCGGUGAGCCACUCCACUUUAGAGGUGAGAUGUCCUCUGAGGACCCCCGGCCAUGAGUUGCUCUACCCUGUGGAGGUGGUGACCGAGGGGCCGCUCAGCUGCUCCUCCAGAACAACCAUCAAUGCACUGAAACUCAAGCUCCAGCCUCCAGCAGCAGUGAGUCCCACGUCACUGAAACCCAACAGUGAGCACCACAUCCGGAGGAGGGAGGUGUACAGUGAUCCUCUGGCUGAACAAGGAAACCUGACCUGCUCGACAGUGGAGUGCUGGCAUCUGCAGUGUGACGCUGGGCUGCUGGAGAGAGGAGCCAGUGUGAUCCUGACUGUACGCUCCAGACUCUGGGCUGAAACCUUCAUCGAGAGGGCUUACAAGCAGUAUAUUCUGGAGUGCUCUGUUCACUACAAAGUGGAAAGGAUGCCUUAUUCUAUUCUUCCAAAAUCCAAGCCAAUGGGAUACAAAAAGGUGGUGACGGCCGUGAUGUGGAACAAGCCGGACAGUAUGUAUUCUGUUCCAGUGUGGAUCAUCAUCCUGGCUGUGCUCGCUGGGCUGCUGUUACUCGCCCUGCUCAUAUAUCUACUGUACAAGAUGGGCUUCUUUAAAAGGUCAGAUCCGUACGGUACGACCAUGGAGAAGGCCCAGCUCAAACCCCAGGCGUCCUCUGAAGCUUAGAUCCAAGACGGAUCCUCCCCUGCAGCUGCUCCAAGGAACUGGAAUCACCGUCGCAUUGCCAAACAAAGAAGGAUAAGCAGGCAACCCAUUUAAUGAAGGGAUAUUCUGGGAGCUGUAUCACUGGAAUACAAAUACAAUCUGGUGCUGCACUAAUGACUACAAGGGUGAUGCAGUUGAAUACGCACUGCUCUUUUGGGAGUGAGAUUUAUGAAGCUUCUGGAGAAAAAGAAAACAACACAGACUUCCUCCAUCGCCAAUCCCUGUGGAAAAAUGUUACUUUGGAAAAUCCUCCUCAGAUACAGGAAAACAAAUGCACCUCCAACAAUGGCACUAACGCUACAGAAUUCCUUUAACCGGAAAAUGUGUAUUUGAAGCCACGUUUGCAGCCCAAGUGUUAAAUAUCUUUUGAAAUUCCUGCUUUUGUACAAUGUAUACACCACUUGUUAUUUAUGGCCCAGUGUUUUUCCUGUUGAUUGUUGUACUGUAAUGUCUGAGGGACAAUCCCGGUGAAACUGCGAUGUUUUACUUGAAUCAUUCCUCUCCCAUAUUGGGAGGUAUUGUGUUUGUUGUAAUGUAAUAUAUUGUAUUCAUUGUGUUAUGAUCUGUUGGUGUGGUGGCCCAGAAUAAAGCCUAAUUUUGUAUACCCAUCCAAAAAAACUUGAUUCUAUGAGCAGUGGAUAGUGACCUCAAAGACUGAGACAAUUUUCUAAAUUCAGAUUUAGA